ACCCUGGCGAGGACUCGCGGCGGCGGCGCGCACGGCCCAGGGGCUGGGCUGGGCGGGGCGAGAGGCUGGGCUUCACCCCCGCUAGCUGCGGUGGAGGUCCAGCUCCGCAUCUCUGAGACUAGCGUUUCCGACCCGGCCUGGAACAGGGGAGACUGGACCCGACCGAACUGGAGGAAGGGACCAAACCUCGGUGAACUCUGCGACCCUCUCCCGAACACUCUUUCUCGCUGCUGCCGGCGGUUCCAGCCUGCAAACUCAGACGGGGCUGCCUGGAUCCAGUCCCCAGCAGGAGAACCGACCUGGGGAAAAAGCGGAGGCACCCAAAGGGCAGGAGCAGUGCCGCUUGGAGACUCUUUGUGAUUCCAAGGACACCCUUUUCUCCACCUGCUCCUCCUCCUCUGACUCGGAACCUGAAGGCUUUUUCUUAGGCGAGCGCCUUCCCCUGUCCUGGAAAAUCCCCGGAAGCCUCCAAGCAGAGGACAGCAACGCCUCUAAGAAGCACUGCACCAUGUGCUAGUGGCGCAGCUCAGAGAGAGGGUGUGAGUGGGAGGAAAGGGGUCUGUAAAGCGGGAGAACAAGGCUAGCCUCCCCUAACAAUCCUAGGCUGAGACGCAGUCAGGCGCACGCCCGCGAGAGGCGGCGAGGUGACAAGUUUGGAGCGCGCCCCCUUCAGCACAGCGCGUUAGGACUUUUGGUGGAGACUUUCUUGGCAAAACCCAUUCCCCAAAGCUACGCUUCCCCUGCGGAGAUAGCCCCUACCCCCACCUCCACAGGCUGGGACAGCCCCGUCCCCACCAUCCUCCUCCCGAGCCAAUUAAAUGAUCACAGCACGCGUGACGGUUACCGGCUGGAGAGCCGGAGGUGGGACCGGGAGCAGGGGACCGUAGAGCCGGGCCGCGCUCCUCCCCUCCUAGAGUUCGUGGACGCGCAGCAGGGGGCCGUCCCUCUUCCGGAUGUCGGACUAAGCGAACAGCGCUCCCCUGCCGGUUGGUAGCAGCCGGAAGUGCCAAAGCGGAGGUGCGUCAUUCACCCGCGACGCUGAUACGGUUCCUCCACCGCGGCCCAUGCGAAGGUUCCUACUAUGGCUUCCAGCGGGGUCCCGGUGAGUGCUGCUGGCUCGGCUAAUGAAACUCCGGAAAUACCGGACAACGUGGGAGAUUGGCUUCGGGGCGUCUACCGCUUUGCCACAGAUAGGAAUGACUUCCGGAGGAACUUGAUACUAAAUUUGGGACUCUUUGCUGCGGGAGUUUGGCUGGCCAGGAACUUGAGUGACAUUGACCUCAUGGCACCUCAGCCAGGGGUGUAGCCAAGUAGACAAAUGGAAUCCUGUGCUGAACCCGAAUCUUCCAAAAAACAGCCUACAAUCUGUGACCACCACAAGAUGUGCCCUGAUGGCAGCUGAAGUUUGAUUCAGAUGGGCACUUUUCUUCCCUCUCCCUGCCUAGUUUCCUUUUGUUCCUUGAGUCCACGCAGAAUUCCAUUCUCUGGUGAGCAGACAGGCUUAAGCUAAAGUAUGGCCUCUGUUCUAUAAAGUUCUGUACAUAGUUCCCAAGCUUCUGCAGGGGGUGAUCUUUGCUCUUGUACUGAGAAAUAACAGUGCUGUUUUAACAAACAUUUGAAAUAAAUACCGCACACAAAGGCA
Cercocebus atys (sooty mangabey) is the source of this 1642-nucleotide messenger RNA. It is a transcript of the gene TOMM6, whose product is annotated as translocase of outer mitochondrial membrane 6 homolog (yeast). The record is from RefSeq and is a predicted model, not a curated record. The transcript has 3 exons. The coding region runs from base 1082 to 1306 and encodes 74 amino acids. Lineage: Eukaryota; Metazoa; Chordata; Mammalia; Primates; Cercopithecidae. Gene Ontology annotation, cellular component: mitochondrion; mitochondrial outer membrane translocase complex.